Molecule: messenger RNA, 864 nt
Organism: Penicillium samsonianum
Lineage: Eukaryota; Fungi; Ascomycota; Eurotiomycetes; Eurotiales; Aspergillaceae
Exons: 1
Coding region: 1-864 (287 amino acids)
Source: RefSeq, a predicted model, not a curated record
AUGCCCCGAAUAUUGCUACCUUCUUCUGCCUUUGAGCCACGGCCGUCCCCAAUUGUGGUGCUGAGUGCCAUGAUCCCGUGGAUGAUGGCGACUUUGGAGCGAGUGAGUCAGAGUCAGCCCAGGCGUCGUCUGGAUAGUGUCUCAAAGCAAUCCCGCCGCUUGGUGGAGAUACUAUCACUAAAUAAUGCAAUCUGGACGCUGUGCUCGGUGAUGCUGGCGUAUGCCUCCGGGUGGGAGCUGCGGAAUGAUGGGAUUCCGCUGGGGGAAGGUUUGCCCAAUGUUCAGCGAAUCUAUAUCAAGGCAUAUGUCGUGUAUGUUGACAUGGUCUGGCGCAAGGAGGUGGCAUUCAAGUUAACGCCAGAGACAAUCGAUGCCCUGGCGGAACUCCAUAGAGAACUCCAUUCAGUUAAUAAUGCUGCCUAUGCAUUGAGCUGGCGAGGAAAGCAGGCUCGGCUGGACAACUUGAAAGAGGAAUUUGUCAAAGCAGCGAAUACGUUUGUGUACCUGACCAACGCGGAGGCUCUGGCGGGACUGAAGGAGGACGGCACUGGAGAGUUACCCUACGACAGCAGUGAGGUUGCUAAAGCAGCGAUUCUCCGCCUUUGCAUGCCAUCGAUGCCUUCGCCACACAUUUCAAGGCCAGUGCUUCCACUUGCUGGUGGGAUUAAGCCAUGGACUCCCAAAGCUGCUUAUUCAUCCACAAUUGUCAACUCAUGGAAUACACAAUCAAAUGUCCUCACGCCACCCAGUCACUACAAUCCACCACUGGAGAAUACCCUGAAUGUCAGCCACACCAGCUUUUUUCCUGCACCGCACCCGCAAUGGACUGAAUAUCCACCUUUUCACAUACCGAGGUAUCCUUAG